Molecule: messenger RNA, 1316 nt
Organism: Eruca vesicaria subsp. sativa (arugula)
Lineage: Eukaryota; Viridiplantae; Streptophyta; Magnoliopsida; Brassicales; Brassicaceae
Source: the annotation of a GenBank genome assembly
CGAUCAUCAAAAGCUUCACACACGUCUCUCUCCAUAACUCUUCCAUCUCAAAACGUCAAACAGUUUUUUUUCCUCUCUCCGCGUAAUCCGAUGUCGUUCGAGGAUCAACAACAAGAGGCGGAAGAGGAAGAGACAUUCGAGCACACACUCCUCGUCGUGCGCGAAGUCUCCGUCUACAAGAUCCCGCCGCGAACCACAUCCGGCGGAUACAAAUGCGGCGAGUGGCUCCAAUCCGACAAGAUCUGGUCCGGGAGACUCCGCGUCGUCUCGUGCAAGGAUCGAUGCGAGAUCCGUCUCGAGGACUCGAGCUCCGGCGAUCUGUUCGCGGCGUGUUUCGUGGAUCCGGCGAGGAGAGAGAACUCCGUGGAGCCGUCGCUUGAUUCGUCGAGGUACUUCGUUUUGAGGAUCGACGACGGGCGUGGGAAGUAUGCGUUUAUUGGGUUGGGGUUCGCGGAGAGGAACGAGGCGUUUGAUUUCAAUGUGGCGUUGUCGGAUCAUGAGAAGUAUGUGAGGAGGGAGAAGGAGAAGGAGAGUGGGGAGACGAGUGGGGAGAGUGAUGAUCAUAUUGAUAUUCAUCCUGCUGUUAAUCAUAGAUUGAAGGAAGGUGAAACCAUAAGAAUCAAUGUGAAGCCCAAACCAACAACAAGUGGCACUGGGAUGCUCUCAGCUGCUCUUUCAGGGAACGGGAAGUCUAAACCUCUAGCACUUGCCCCACCACCAAAUGCUGCUGUAAAACUCAGGUCUCCUUUACCUCCUCCACCAAAUGAUCCUGUCGCUUCAAGGAUUGCAUCUGAAGUUUCUAAGGAACCAACGGGUAACACAAGACGCAGUAACGAUCCUCUGUCUGAUCUAUCUCAGCUCAAGAAGAAUCUUCCUUCAACAAAGGGAUCAGGAGCUGCAGGUUGGGCAGCUUUCUGAUGACAAAGGAGUGUGAAAUCUAAGGUCUUGGACCCGUCCGGCUUCAUCUUCUUGUGACUUGAGAGCAAGAGACAUCAGAGGCAAGACACUAGACACCAAGACAAUCAGCAACCUGAGUUAUUUUUUACUAUAAUGUAUGUUUACUAUUAAAUUGAUGUGUGCUUCUUUGAUAUUCCAACACUCCCUGUUGUAAUAUUUUUUCUUUUCUUUUUCAUCUUUGUUACAUCUGCUGGACCUCGAGAUUUUAAUAUGUUUACGAAUGAGAAGAUUGUUACAUGUUCCAAAUAGAGAAAAAUAAAAGUCAUAUAGUUGGCGAAGUCAACAAACCUGGUUUCUGUUAACCAGUCGUUAAGUCUCUUCAACGGCCGGUUCUCACUUAACCAAAUCUCUGGUAUUUU